Molecule: messenger RNA, 3870 nt
Organism: Mus caroli (Ryukyu mouse)
Lineage: Eukaryota; Metazoa; Chordata; Mammalia; Rodentia; Muridae
Source: RefSeq, a predicted model, not a curated record
GUCCGGAGGCCGGCGCGCGGAGCGGUCUUCAUCCCCGAUCGCUGCGGCCCAGCCCGCCACGGAGGCGCGCAGGCGGGCGCGCGGAGUGGCCGCUCAGGAGUAUCUUUACCACCCCCAAGAAACUACUCAAUGCUGAAGCCUUUCAAAGUGAUAGCGGAGACUUUGGAAGCACCAUGGAUGGGUUUUGUGAUCAGCAAGUCCCUUUUAUGGUCCCGGGGAAAUCUCGAUCAGAGGACUGUCGGGGGCGACCUUUGAUUGACAGAAAGAGGAAGUUUGUGGACACAGAUCUGGCUCACGAUUCUGAAGAGUUGUUUCAGGAUCUUAGCCAACUGCAGGAGGCUUGGCUAGCUGAAGCACAAGUUCCCGAUGAUGAGCAGUUUGUCCCAGAUUUUCAGUCUGACAACUUGGUGCUUCAUGCUCCACCUCCCACCAAGAUCAAACGGGAGCUGCACAGCCCCUCCUCCGAGUUGUCGUCCUGUAGCCACGAGCAGGCUCUUGGUGCUAAGUAUGGAGAAAAGUGCCUCUACAACUAUUGUGCCUACGAUAGGAAGCCUCCCUCUGGGUUCAAGCCAUUAACCCCGCCCGCCACUCCUCUGUCACCCACCCAUCAGAAUUCCCUAUUUCCCCCACCUCAGGCAACUCUGCCCACCUCAGGUCUCACCCCUGGAGCUGGCCCAGUUCAAGGGGUGGGUCCUGCCCCGACUCCUCACUCACUUCCAGAACCUGGAUCACAGCAACAAACAUUUGCGGUCCCCCGGCCACCACAUCAGCCCCUGCAAAUGCCAAAGAUGAUGCCUGAAAGCCAGUAUCCAUCAGAACAGAGAUUUCAGCGACAGCUGUCUGAGCCCAGCCAUCCCUUCCCUCCUCAGUCAGGAGUUCCUGGAGAUAGUCGCCCCAGCUACCACCGGCAGAUGUCAGAGCCCAUUGUCCCCGCAGCUCCGCCACCCCUUCAGGGAUUCAAGCAGGAAUACCAUGACCCACUGUAUGAACACGGGGUCCCUGGGAUGCCUGGUCCUCCAGCACAUGGAUUCCAGUCACCCAUGGGAAUCAAGCAGGAGCCCCGAGAUUACUGUGCUGACUCAGAAGUGCCUAACUGCCAGUCAUCCUACAUGAGAGGCGGGUAUUUCUCCAGCAGCCAUGAAGGAUUCCCGUAUGAAAAGGACCCCAGGCUGUACUUUGAUGAUACUUGCGUGGUGCCUGAGAGACUGGAAGGCAAAGUCAAGCAGGAGCCCACCAUGUAUCGAGAGGGGCCCCCUUAUCAGAGACGAGGCUCUCUGCAGCUGUGGCAGUUCCUCGUCACCCUCCUGGAUGACCCAGCCAAUGCCCACUUCAUUGCCUGGACUGGCCGAGGCAUGGAAUUUAAGCUCAUAGAACCGGAAGAGGUUGCUCGUCGUUGGGGUAUCCAGAAGAAUCGGCCAGCCAUGAACUAUGACAAGCUGAGCCGCUCUCUCCGCUAUUACUAUGAAAAGGGCAUCAUGCAGAAGGUGGCUGGGGAACGCUACGUCUACAAAUUUGUGUGUGACCCGGAUGCACUUUUCUCUAUGGCCUUCCCGGACAAUCAGCGCCCGUUCCUGAAGGCAGAAUCCGAAUGCCCCCUCAAUGAGGAGGACACGCUGCCUCUGACUCACUUUGAAGACAACCCUGCUUACCUCCUGGACAUGGAUCGCUGCAGCAGCCUCCCCUACGCCGAAGGCUUCGCUUACUAAGUUUCUGAAUGGCCGAGUAGCCACACCCUAGAGCUAGCAGUCCUCAUCCAGGCAAACGAGGGCAGUGGUUUUGUUUGUGUUCUUGGCUGUUCCUAAAGCUUGCCCUUUGAGUAUUAUCAGGAGAACCCAAGCUGUCUCUGGAUUCGACACCCUUUAAGACAAAUACCUUGGCUCGGGAGGAGUGGGAACAGGGAGAGACAGAAACCACCACUUCCUGGGGAGACAUGGAAACCGUCCUCCUUGCCACCAUGGCCAGUAUGUGCAGAAGCAGUACUGCAGUGUGUUCAGGGUUAGCGCCCAUGAAAGGGGACCGAUGUGUAUGACAAUCUGCGUUGAUCAUGGACUACUAAAAUGCCUUCACACAGGAGGCUUUGACUUGCACAAUUCUUUGGGAAGAAACUGCACACCCAUAGGACAGUCGAUAAGGCUGGGUCGGGGAGGCUCAGACCAUUGAGGCUUGAAAUUGCAAAACUCUUGUAGCUCAUUCUGAAAUCUUUCCCCUGUAGUCCAGAACUGGGGAGGCCAGGAGAGCNGUUACUCACUCCAUGGUUCUCAGACCGCUUUCUUCUUCGGCCUUCCUUCCAGCCGAGCCGUCACCAUAAGUAAAUCAAGUCCCCUUCCUCGCAGUCACACGGCUGAGCGCAGACGGCUUGUUUUAAAAAGAUGAUGAACAUGACAGUAUUUUGUUUUGCUUUGAUUUUGGGGGGGAGGGGUUCAUCUUGCUUUUGGUGGUUGUUUUGGGGAAAAAAACAGUUUAUAUAAACUGAUUUUUGUAGUUUUGGUAUUUAAAGCAAAAACAAACAAAAAACAAACCCCUUUUGGUACCUGCACUGCAUCCCUCAGGUGGGGCGGUGCCUACUUUGGAAGAUGCUGCAGCCUGCGAGGGGAUCUGCUGGGGCUUCCCCUUCGCCACACAGAAGCCGCUUGGUGCUUUCUGCACCAGACAACCUGUUGAGGCAUAUAACCUGAUCUGUACAUUUUUUAAAGUGUGCAGGGCAGCCUGGACACAGCUUAGCGUUAUAUGUGUAUAGUUCUCCAUGCUCACUAACUCUCUUUCUCUGGGAAGCAGAUGUACAUACUACAUACAUGUCACAUACUACAUACAUGUCAUGUACUACACACAUGUCAUAUAGUACAUACAUGUCAUGUCCAUUUAACGACUGGUCACCUGCUGGGGACCCAGGCAUCUGCCUUGUUUUCCUUUUUCUUUCAGUUUUGGACUUUGGACCCUGCACAGUGGUUCCCCGGGGUCUGAAACUUACCUGUCACACACAGGUAGAGCAGUGCAAGCCAGCAUUACUGGCUUCCUGCUACUUUUUGUUUGUUUUUUUUAAAUUUUUUAUUCUGAUUGCUGUAUUAUAUUGGGAAUGUUCUAAACAACCAAACUAAAGCUGUGUACAGAUUGGGUUUGGAGUGGUGGGGAAGUCAGCAGGAAACGCCAGUGCUUUGCUGCCUGACUCCUGGUUGACAGGAGUUUGCUGUCCUUGGCACUCCACACNUGCAGGAUGGGACACAGAGCUGACUGAGCAUGGGACACUCCACAGCCUUCUCAUGACGUGUGAAGGAGGUUCACAGGAACGAGGGGUAUGUUUUAGAGCUAUGAGAACCUAGUCAGCCCACAGAGGCAUCAAACCUCAAGCUUGGGCCUUAAUUAGCGUUGUACUCUGAUGAAAGGACUCUUUCAUAAGCAUAUUUAUAGCUUUCUAAUCUAUACACAGUCUACACAUAGAUGCAUAUUUUACCCCAACUGGCUACAGGAGAUUUAUUUGUUGUAAAUGCUGUAUAGAUUUUGGGGUUCUUUUUUGUUGUUCUUCCUCUCUUCACUUAUACUGGUGUGGGGUUUGUUUUAGUUUUCUUUAGUGAAUUUAUGCUGUUUUGGGGGUGGAUUGAGAAGAAUCUUCCGUAGCCUGAGCUGUCCCUCCCGUUUUGACGGCACAUGUGCCAGUCAAGGGACNCGGGACAGUAGCGCCACUUUGCAUUCCCACCGGACUCAUGUACCUCCCGCAGAGCCGUCCCCGUCAAGGUGUGGGGCUUCUUUCAUGCAUUUGCUUCUUUUCCAGAGUGUGGAUUUGAACCACGUCCCCCUGCACAGGGCCGCGUGCACCCUGCCGAGCUGCGUAUAUUCUGUACUGUGUACAAUAAAGAAGAUUGCUUUCCUUACGCA